This is a messenger RNA of Brassica rapa (field mustard), 4359 nucleotides long. Its product is annotated as putative pumilio homolog 8, chloroplastic. Gene Ontology annotation, cellular component: cytoplasm. Gene Ontology annotation, biological process: post-transcriptional regulation of gene expression. Gene Ontology annotation, molecular function: mRNA binding. Lineage: Eukaryota; Viridiplantae; Streptophyta; Magnoliopsida; Brassicales; Brassicaceae. The record is from RefSeq and is a predicted model, not a curated record.
UUUUUCUGUAAUCUUACUUUUAACAUAAUGAGAAAAUCCAGCAUAGUAAAUCGCAUUAUAUGUUAAAUUUAUUCUACUUGUUAUCUUUACUAUUAUAUAUUUAUAAAAACAGAAAGAGAAGAAGAGAGAUAGAGAUGAUGAAGAGAAGUGAAUUUGGAGAAGAAGCUUCGUCUUUCUCACGUUCACCUUCUUCUCAUAUGCAAACCUCAUGGAAUCACUACAGUCUCUUCCCCCGAGACUCAUCUUCCAGUUCGAGUUACUUCUCUGACGGACUUUGUUCUUCCGAAGACGGUUCGUCUCAUUUCGCUUCUCAUCCGUUCGAUAGGAACCUGAAGAUGAAGCAUUACAACAGCAGCGUUGUUGCUGCUGCUGAUGAAUAUAACGAGUUGGGACUUUGUGAGAGCCUCCAUCGUCUCAACAUCAGAGAUAAGGAUAAAGAAGACAAGACUUGUCACCAUAGUUUUGGAGUCUCCUCUGAUUUUUCUGUUGAUAAAGCUUCACUGGUUCCUAAUUUUCAGAGCUGUGGAGAGAGUUCUUGUAAUCUUUGUUACAACAUCGCAGAAAUGAUGUUAACUACUGAUAGAUUCAUGGUUUCUUCACCAAAUAAGAGUCUGUUCGAGCUCAACAGUCACCACUCCGUUCCAUCAUACUCUCGUCGAAAAGGUGGUACCACUAAUUAUCCGAGUCUUCCUAAGACAUCUUGUAUCGAGGGAUACGUCUACUUGAUGGCUAAGGAUCAGCAUGGAUGCAGAUCCUUGCAGAGGAUCCUUGAAGAUGGAACUUGUCUAGAUUCUAUGAUCAUUUUCAACGAAGUGAUUCCACACGUUGUUGAGGUGAUGACGGACCCUUUUGGGAACUAUUUGAUGCAGAAAAUAUUAGAUGUAUGCACUGAAGAACGAAGAAUGCAGAUCUUACUUAUCGUUACUGCACAACCUGGAUGGCUUGUCCAGAUAUCCCUUAACACUUACGGUACUCGAGUUGUCCAGAGAUUAGUAGAAACAGUCAAAACCAAGAAGCAGAUUUUUCUGGUGAAGUCAGCUUUGAGACUUGGAUUUCUCAGUCUCGUUAGAGAUGUGAAUGGGAAUCAUGUGAUUCAACGUUGCUUGCAGUGCCUUAGUACACAAGAUAACGAGUUCAUCUUUGAAGAUGCUACAAGGUUCUGCAUUGAUAUGGCGACACAUCAACAUGGAUGCUGUGUGUUACAAAAAUGUAUUGCUUAUUCCACUGGACAACAACGAGAGAAGCUCAUAGCUGAAGUCUCUAGAAACAGUCUCUUCCUUGCUAAAGACCCUUAUGGGAACUACGCAGUCCAGUUCGUUAUAGAUCUGAGGGAUUUGUUUGCGAUAGCCAUGGUGCUAGCGCAGUUAAAAGGGCAUUAUGUAGAGCUCUCCAUGCAGAAAUUCAGUAGCCAUACGGUGGAACGGUGCUUAAGAAAUUGUCCAGAGAGCCGUCCUCAGAUAGUGCGUGAACUCGCCUCUGUGCCUUAUUUUGAUGUUCUGAUUCAAGACCCGUAUGCUAACUUUGUCAUCCAAGCUGCUCUUUCUGUCACCAAGGGUUCACUUCAUAACACACUCGUUAAAGUGAUAAGGCCUUAUUCCAUUCUACGUAACAAUCCCUAUUGCAAAAAGAUUUUCUCAAGAAACCUGUGGUUGACGAUCAAAAGGCUAUGAUUGUGGUUGGUGAUCCUGUAAUUUCUAAAUCUGUUGUUGUUCAUUCUCCCCCAAGUUUCUUCUAUGAAUAAACUCAGACCUGCUUACUUGAUCUCUCUAAGGUAAUGUAUACUUCCAGACAAUUCUUUCUUGUUGUUGCUGUUGUUUUACUGUCUCGCAUCUGACUGGUUCUUGGAACGAAAAUUUAUGUUGUGGUGAGUCAUGUUUUUGAAAACUGGUUUUAUAUUUUAGGAUGUAUUUUGCCAAUUUAUUCUGUCUUGUGUUUUUGGGAUUAAAUUCUAACUUGUUUAUAAUCCUAAAUUAAAACCAACAAUCAACACCAUUUGAAUAGCAGAUUAUCUAAAUAAUAUGAUUAUGGUUUAUGUUCGGUACAAUUUGAGGUUCAUAUUGGGUCAUUAAGAAGGCAUACAUACUGAUCGAAAUUAUUAUUUUGCUCGAGAAAAUAAUGUGGAUAUAUGAAAAACAUCUCACAUUUGAUAGGAAAUGGAUAGACAAUGCUUCAUAAGAUACAUUAAAUUAUGAGCUAGCUUUCGUAGUGAGUUCUUCUACCUAAGAGUUUUUUGUAGCUAGGCUUGGUUUUGGCCCAACUCCUACCCUAAAGAAAAGGUUUGACGAAUCACAAAUGGCUAUUGAAACAUAAGUAUAUACCACAAAGCCUAUAUCAUUGAUGGCCAAUUGACAAUUAUCCAAUAUGAAGGCAGAUAUUAUGAAAACGUUUUAAAACUUACAAAUAGAUUCACGUUAAAAUCUUGAUAACUUACCAUAUUUUCUAUAGAAAUCCAAAUUAUGCAUUGCAGUUUUCUUCUAAAUGACUAAAUUACAUGCAGACGCAGUCAAUAGCAAAACAUGCAGACGCAAGUCACCUUCGGUUGAGUAUUAAUCACAUAUCUCUACAUACUUGUUUUACAAAAUUAUCGUUGAAAUAAAAGUACGUGUAUUAACUGUUACUAUGCAUUUAUACUUCUUCAAUAUAUUUAAUGGUAACGGGUAGACAAGUCCUGAAUCUUUAAUUCUUCCACAGGAAAUAAUAACUACUCCACCAUUAUGGUUCUCCGUUUAACCAAGUAAUUCAAGAAAUGUAUUAACUAUUUUACCCGCGAACAAUUUUAUUUUACUUGGAGCUUUCAUUGCAUACAAUCCUUUUUACACUUGGUGAGUUUCAAUUUCUUGUAUAUAAAAUUUACGAAAUUGUAAGUUUCUGGCGCUUGCUAUAAAAUGAUGAGACAUGAAUCUUAAUUGUAACUGCAUGCAUGAAGCAGCCGCUAUUGUGAGAUUUAAACCAUUUUCUAUCACAUCGUUCCCAUUUAUUACUUUGCAAUUUGUUAGAAAACUAUAUUUUCAUUUUCUCUGAAUAGUGAUAAACGAAAUGAAGCUCCGAUUAUGCAUAUUUGUUUUAUUAAUGAAUGUAAAAUUUAUUAAAUAAAAAAAACUUUGUUUACAUACAAUGCAUAUAUGUAGUUAGGUUACUUAGAGGUUAAAUAUAUAUGGCAUGGUGUGGCCCAUUCACUUGAUAUUAUGCCUACUUUCUAAAGCACACGAAUGACGAACUAAUUAUGGUACGUUUCAAACUAUAAAAUGAUUGUGAAUUGCUGUAAGACUCAGCAACACAAACGGUUAUUUAAUUAUUUUAAAAAAAUUUAGUAAUCAUUUAAUAAUCUUGGUAUAAAGCGGUUAUUUAAUUAUAUAAUUCUUAGUUAGAGAUGCUUUGAUAUGUUUUCAUCCAAGUUUUUUGUAACGCCAUUUUCAUUCUAGUUUAUGCUUUAAACUUAAUUAGAAAUAUUUUCUUAGUUACAGCUGGUUAUAAAAAUAUGCUUUGAUAGGUUUUCAUCCAAGUUUUUUGUAUCGCCAUUUUUAUUAUAGUUUAUGCUUUAAACUUAAUUAGAAAUAUUUUCUUAGUCGUAUUCAAAUAUUGUUAGUUAGAUCCUCGUAGAAUACUAAAAGUCCAUAUUAUAGGUCGACUUUAACUCGAUAAUAUCAACGAACACACAUUACAAACGCUCAAAGACACACACACACACACACACACACACACACACACACACACACACACACACACAUAUAUAUAUCCAUGCAUAAAUGCAUCCGUUGAAAUUUAAUAGAGGGAAAAAAUAGAAAGGCAAUUUAUGAGGAAGCUGACCAAAAGAGUCCUACAAAUAAACGAGGAAGCGAAGGUUGGCAUGGUAGGCCGUUGAGGAGGUUUCAAACUAUUUGAAUAAUUUGCUAUAAAUAUUUUCAAUACUAAGAUAAUACUAACAAUAAGGGUUAGUAGAUGUGUGUAUUUUUUGGUGUUAUAUAUUGAAAAGUAGGAGUAAGAGUUAUUGUGGUAUUAAUGUUGCAUCGGCAUUCAUGAAGUCAUGAACCUUCCCCCUUCAACGGUAUUUAGUUUCUCUCCUAUUUAAUAUGUAUUGACCUCUCGGAUCACAUACGGACCAUACGCACAUAGACAUACAUGUAGACAACUUCAUGACCAACAGGAAUACACACAACUCGUAUAUGCAUGCAUGCAUCAUCAUACGUCGAGAUAACGGUUGCUGAUAUCAUCAUGAUGAUAAUAUUGGUGGAAGAGAAAACAGAAAAAGAAAAAAAAAACAGAAAGAGGAAUUAAAUAGAACUACAAAUCUACACAUUUCAAUGAGUCUCCCCUUGGAGAAAUACCCUCAGUUAUUAACACACCCAACUUGAAACUCUA